GUGUGGGUCUCGCCGCGCGCGGCGCUCGGUUGUAGCGGGAGAGAGUUCCUGGGUGAGGAGACCCGACAGCGGGCACCGGAGCGAGCGGGUGACCGAGCGCUUCCCCUGCCGCCAUGGCAGCCCUGCGCUACGCGGGUCUGGACGACACGGACAGCGAGGACGAGCUGCCCCCGGGCUGGGAGCAGAGAACCACCAAGGACGGCUGGGUUUACUACGCCAAUCACGCUGAAGAGAAGACCCAGUGGGAACACCCGAAAACUGGGAAAAGGAAACGAAUUGCGGGAGAUUUGCCGUAUGGAUGGGAACAAGAAACCGAUGAGAACGGACAAGUUUUUUUUGUCGACCAUAUAAAUAAAAGAACCACCUAUUUGGACCCAAGACUGGCAUUUACUGUGGACGACAAUCCCACAAAGCCAACCAGCAGACAGAGAUAUGACGGGAGCACCACCGCCAUGGAGAUACUCCAGGGCCGGGAUUUCACUGGCAAAGUCGUCGUGGUUACUGGGGCCAAUUCAGGCAUAGGGUUUGAAACUGCCAAGUCUUUUGCUCUCCACGGUGCACAUGUGAUCCUUGCCUGUAGGAGUGUGACAGCAGCCGACGCAGCUGUGUCACGCAUUUUAGGAGAAUGGCACAAAGCCAAGGUAGAAGCAAUGACCCUGGACCUUGCUCUGCUCCGUAGCGUGCAGCAUUUUGCUCAAGCGUUCAAGGCCAAGCAUGCAUCCCUUCACGUGCUUGUGUGCAACGCGGGGGUAUUUGCUCUCCCCUGGAGCCUCACCAAGGAUGGCCUGGAGACCACCUUCCAGGUGAAUCACCUGGGACACUUCUACCUUGUCCAGCUCCUUCAGGACGUCUUGUGCCGCUCAGCUCCUGCCCGAGUCGUUGUGGUCUCCUCGGAGUCCCAUCGAUUCACAGAUAUUAACGAUUCCUCAGGCAAACUGGACUUCAGCCGCCUUUCUCCAUCUAAAAAUGACUACUGGGCCAUGCUGGCCUACAACCGGUCUAAGCUCUGCAACAUUCUCUUCUCCAAUGAGCUCCACCGCCGCCUGUCCCCACGUGGGGUGACGUCGAAUGCUGUGCACCCUGGAAACAUGUUUUAUUCCUCACUUCAUCGCAACUGGUGGGUGUACACGCUGCUGUUUACCUUGGGCAGGCCUUUCACCAAGUCCAUGCAACAAGGAGCUGCCACCACUGUCUACUGUGCUGUUGCCCCAGAGCUGGAGGGCCUGGGAGGGAUGUACUUCAACAACUGUUGCCGAUGCGUGCCGUCGCCCGAAGCUCAGAGCGAAGACACGGCCCGCGCCCUCUGGGCGCUCAGCGAGAGGUUAAUCCAGGAAGCCCUCGGCAGCCAAUCCGGCUGAGCGCCGGCACCCGCGGGCGUCGUCGGCACGCCCACCCGCCCUGCGCCUGCGCGCUCACCGUGUGCGUGUGCGCAUGCGCGUGCGUAGCUGCCGACGCUGGCCCCUGGCCGACGUACUAGCUGGGGCCUCUCUGCGUCUUCCCGUCCCACCCCCACCCCCGCCCCAGGUCCGCGAGAGCAAAGGAAGCGAGAGUGGUCACAACAGAGUAAAACGUGUCAAGUGCUGAUGGGAAGCUGGGAAUGGCUGGGCCCCAGGGACAGGCCCGAUGCGGCUGGCGUCUCUUCGCUUUCCUGAUGGUGGCCUCUUUGAAAGCAAACAGUUAAUAGGUAUGCGGGUCCCUUGUCUCACCGUGGAAGCCCAAGCAGUUCUCUCGCCCUGUGUAGAGCAGCCAGGCGCCCCCCUCCGUCUCUCCCCACCCGCGGCCACCACCGCAGCCGCAGCCUUACCAUGGUGGCCACACUGUCGCCAGGAGCUGGCCUUCUCCUACUGAGGGCAGAAGAGGCGAGUGUGGGUCCCUCUUUGCUGCCCGGAUCCAGAAGGUCAUUGUUUGAUUCAUCCUGACCGAGUCUGAGGGGGCACAGCAAUGGCUGGGGGACCCUUGUUUCAGCCAGCCAGGAGGGAGGUGACACUUAGAAAUGGGUGCCAUAGACACAGCUGGUGGGUCACAGAAGGACUGGCCCGCCCACUCCCUUGCCAAAGCGGCACCCAAAAUUCUUUAGAGGUUGUAACAAAUUUUGCAAGUCACCUUGGCAGGCAAGAAAGGAAUCAUUGCGUCCGUGAGCAUAUACAGGAUAUUUGGGAGAGCCAAGGAUAAAAAGUUGUUUCCCUUCAUUCCUCAUUUGCAGCUUCUAGAAGUAACCCAGAUUACUCAGGGAGGUUCAAGACUUCCCCGUUAUCCUACUUGAGAUCUCUGCUCAGACUUUCUGUCCCUCCUCCCAUCCUACGCUUAAUAAAAGAACAUGCUUGAAUAUUA
This is a messenger RNA of Hyaena hyaena (striped hyena), 2331 nucleotides long. It is a transcript of the gene WWOX, whose product is annotated as WW domain containing oxidoreductase. Gene Ontology annotation, molecular function: protein binding. The record is from RefSeq and is a predicted model, not a curated record. Bases 114 to 1358 code for a protein of 414 amino acids. NCBI's taxonomy places the organism in Eukaryota, Metazoa, Chordata, Mammalia, Carnivora, Hyaenidae. The transcript has 9 exons.